GCAGGUCAAAUUCGAUCCUGAUGGCCAAGGCCGGGGACCGGUCGACGAUUGCCGCGUACAUCGAACGCUUCCGCGGCCCGGCGACGUCGCGGCAAGAGAGAGCGCGCUCGAGAGAAGCGUCCAAGCGCGAGUUCUGGUGGAUCGCGGACGAGAAGGAGACCGAGGAGCAUGGGGUCGAAGCCAUCGACGAUGCUGCGUCGGUGGAGGCGGCGUCGGUAUCGGUAGCCAGCGAGAUGGCCAGCCACCAUGUCGACGACGACCUUGAAGAAGAAGAAGAAAAGCCAGCAGAAGAAGAUCAGCGGCAAGAGCACUCGGUGGUCCUGUCUGAGCCACCGAGCCCACCCGCGUCGCCUGUCGCGAGUGACAUGACGCAGCACGACAGCCGCAGGAGCUUGGACCGUGACGAGCAUGAAGAGAAGGCGCCAUACGACGAACAGGCAGAGAAAGCAUCGUACGGCGAACAAGACCUGUGGGCUAGCCUGUCACCGCUCUCGUCUCCCAAACACGACGAUAGUAGUGCGCUCAGCGGUCGCCACGACGACUUCGAAGCCAUCUCUGUUGACAGCAGCUUGACAGACACGGUUGGGCCGCAGUGGUACGUGCGACCAGAGGAAGUGCUCAUCGAAGACCCAGAAGUAACGAUCCAGCGUCUCCGGCAACGCCUCGGGCUCUCGGGCUUUGACCCUGCUCGACAGCACGUAGAGUGGAACGCUCCGCUCACCUUUCCCGACUGGAGCCAAGCUAUCGACGACUACAUGCACCUCGACAAUACCGACCCGCCGGGUUUUCCGUCCCCAGCUUUCUUCCAAGUUGGUGCUUCUUUUGCCGACGAGAUGCCCCAAGCCACACCCUUGGCGGUUGCUGUCGACAUCUGCGAACACCCCGAGCAGCCAGCACCAGCAACGGUCAUUGCCCCCAGUUCGCCUCUGGCUUCGCCUUUGGUCGCGCCACUUGACAACUCUCCGUACCGCCUCGAUCCCCCGGCGCCGACUCCAGAACACGAUGACAUUGCGCCCGAGGUGACCACGAUCAAUCUGCAAGUAGCAGCGAUGAUCGAGAUGGACCAGCAAGCUGCACAUGACGCGGCGUCGCCCACCGUCCCUUCACGGGAGCCGCCAACGAGCUCCACCGCGCCAUCCAUGGAUGCACCCGCUCUACCGCCACGGCCGCCGCGACGUGGCAUCGCGUUUGGAAAGGUGCUGGCGCCGCUGGUGGUGGAGUCCAUGCCGCAGGCGGCCAUGGCACAACUGGACUCUGUAGCCGAAAACGAAACCUCGGUGCCCGAGGACACAGCACCGACGAUGCUGGCCUCGAUCAUGGACGAUCUCGUGACCAGUGUAGUGACGUCUUGGGUCGAUCCGGCGCCUGCACCAGCAACUGCAUGCGAGCCGCGAGAAUCACCAGCUCUUCCCGCGGAGCCACCAAUUCUUGCCAAGGAUACGCCAGCCCUUGCCGAGGAGACGCUAGCUCCUAUCCUAGAACCACCAAUUCUUCACGAGGAGCCGCCAAAGGCAGAGUCGCUGGCACAGCGGGAGGACGACGUGAAGCAGACAGAGUGCAGUAGCGAUGCUGAUCCGAUGGACAGCAUCGCCGAGUUCUUGGACGACGACAUUGUCCGCGCCCUCGUGCACCGCGUCCUCGUGUGCGAAGAAGCGCUGGCCAUCCUCCGAGCGCGCGCCGUGAUGCAGAUACACGCGACAGGAUAAGACAAAGGACGACAUGCUAUUUAGACACUCUACCGCGACGACGCACACCACGUAAAGGGCUUGCCCCACCCGACGCAGUUGUCUUGGGUCACGUCAUUGAAGCAGUAGUUGCCCGCGUUCUGCGGAUCGUGCAUGUUGCAGCCGACGCAGACGUCAUUUUGACACCCGUCACCGUCGAGGCAGACGCAAUCGUUAGACGCCGGGGCUGAGGUCGGGGCCGACGUUGGGGCCGAGGUCGGGGCUGACGUUGGGGCCGAGGUCGGGGCAGAGGUCGGUUGCUGCGUGGGUGUGUCGAGGUAGCAUGCCACGUAUGGCUGACCCCAUGCGACGCAGCUGUCCUUGUCGAC
Molecule: messenger RNA, 2053 nt
Organism: Saprolegnia diclina VS20
Lineage: Eukaryota; Oomycota; Saprolegniomycetes; Saprolegniales; Saprolegniaceae
Exons: 2
Coding region: 21-1706 (561 amino acids)
Source: RefSeq, a predicted model, not a curated record